Molecule: messenger RNA, 3066 nt
Organism: Phalacrocorax carbo (great cormorant)
Lineage: Eukaryota; Metazoa; Chordata; Aves; Suliformes; Phalacrocoracidae
Source: RefSeq, a predicted model, not a curated record
GGCAGCAGGGAGAGGAGGAGGAGGAGGAGGCAGAAAUAGCCCAGCUAAAAGCUGAGUGCUGGCAGAAGGACUUGGCACUGACAGAAAUGAACUGUGAUCAGGGAACAGGGAGGAAAAGGGAGAAAAAAACCCUAAAGCCCCAAAGGAAUGUUGAUCCCGGGCAAAGCCCCAGGGGGAGGAGGUGAGGGCUGCCCUCAGCCUUGCAGGUGUAUGGAUCUGGCCUGUCCCCCCAAAAAAGGAUGUUUUGGGGCUCAGUGGUGGCCAGGGCAGGGAGAUCGGCAGGUCCAAGGGGUUUGCGUUGGGGUUUCCUUUGCUGCCUUACUCCCCAGGGUCGCCAUCCCUCCGACACCGCAUCAGUGCAGGGGCCGUGAUCAUGGCCCAGUGCCCACAGGUGCCAUGGCAGAGAGUGGGGGGCAGCAGGGCCACACAAAGUGCCCCCCACCCCUGGCUUCGCAGCAGCCCUGGCAGCGAUGCCGGCUUUGGGGGUCUCCCUCCUAUUUCAAGAUCCAUGUCUGGCUUCAGACACAAAGCUGAGAUAUUUUUGCCGUGCAGCAUCAGGACCAAACACCUCCAAACUCAGCAACGCCACAAAAAAACCCCACCCUUAUCCAGUUUUUUUGCACCAAACCUUCCUGCGCUUGGCCACAAAGUGCCUUCCUACAGCCCAAGGUCCAGGGGUACUGCAGCACCCCAUUUCUUCACGAGCAGGUAAAAAGGAACCUUUGCCAGCUCCCUGGAGGCUGGAAACGGUCCGUCAUCCCCCCAAACCCUGAGCUGAAAGCUGCAGGAGCGAAUCGGGAAUCGCUGCGGGAAAUCUCCCGUCCUCUGUCAAUUUAAUACAUCCCUGCCUUGGGGGUCCAGCGCGCAGGAUCCCCUCCUGCGCAUCCACGCCGGCCGUCCUCCCCCUCCCCGGCGCGGGUGGGAGCCGCUGACUCAUCUGCCCGUCGUCUCCCCCCCCACGACGAACGGGAAUUUAUCGAGCGCCUUCGAGGGGCUGCAUUGCAGACCCAGACGCGCCAGCAGACAAAAGCAACGCUGCGACGCCCGCGGCUUCCCGGCACAAAGAGCCCGGCCAGCAUCGAGCCCACCCAUCCUCGGACAGCCCGAAAAUGCUGGACACCAUCAGCAGCCAGUACGACUCCUUCAUCUACUGGAGGAUGCCGAUCCCGCGGCUGGACGUGGCGGAGCUGGAGGGGCUGGGGCUAAGCGACGUGGCCCUCUACAAACCCAAAGGGGGGCUGGGCAAGCUCGCCGGCCAGCGGGAUCAGGUCAGCCAGGACACCUCCGACGAAGAGGACAGCCUACUGCAGUUCAACAGCUUUAAUUUCUGGAGAGCUCCUAUCGCCAGCAUUAGCUCAUUAGAUUUCGACCUAAUUUGAAGCCUUCCUUUCUGCCUUCCUCACCCCCCCUGCCCUUUCCCCCUCUGCCAGGCAUGUGAGGAUUUGGUUUUGUUGUUGGUUUGGAGGUUGUGGGGUUUUUUUUGUUUCCGGGCAGUUUUUGACAUCAUUCAUUAAUCCAGCAUUUCACCCCAGCCCUGGUGGUGAUGGGCUCCCCGCAAAGAUUCAACCUCUCUCCACCUUCUCGCUCUUUUCUUCCCUUAUUGCCAUAGCUCUGGAAACAGCACGAUGGUGCAAGCAGGGGGCAAUGGUGCAGGGGGCAAAUAUGAGGGGAGGGGGCAGAAACAGCCACCCCAUUCCCCGCACCCACAUGCCAGCGGGUGCAGGAGGUGCUGGGGGGAUUCUGCCGCCACCCCGCACUCUGCGGCUGUGUGACCAUGGGCGUCCCCCUGCUCUGGGACGAGUGUUUGAGCUCAUUUCUCGUGUGCUUUUUUAAGAAACUCAUUUGUGCAAAGGGAGCGGCGCAGGACUGAUGGGAAUCGUCUUCAUUUUGCAGAAAGCAUCGUCCCCCGCUCCUCUCCCAGGGCCGCAGAGACCCUCUGUGCUCCCCUGGCCCAGUUUCUCCAAAAGCUACUUCGCUCCUUAACCUUCCCUUUGGGAUAAUCAAGGUGGAAGAGCAGGAAUGUGCCCGGGACAUGAGCACAAACCUCUUUCUUGAAAUAAAUCAUCCCUUUGUGCCUUGUGGCUUGAGCCCAAGCAGGAGAAACGAUGGCCAGGAGGGUAAAUACAUAUGGAAAUGCUCCAACUUUGCUUAGUCGGGCCAAAGCUGGAUGUUCACUGCCCAAAAUUUGAUUUUUUUUCUCCCUCUUUUAUCCCCCCAAGUACUUUAUCCCAGGUGUGACUCCUGUCUGGGACAGAGGCCGGGUACAUCGUGGGGUCCAGAUGGGUAACGGGAGCUGAGCUGAAUGAUAAGAUGGAGAAUUUAGUUUGAUCUUACCCCAAAGUGAAAACUUUUCUGGUUCCCCACCCAAUUAAUCAACCCCUUUAAAAAAAACAACAACAAAAAAUGCUGCAUUCACUCAAGUGCAAGCCUUGCAAUUUCCUCGGGGAGGUUUUCACCUGUGCUCUCCAUGGGCUGAGGUUUAUUUCUGAGCAUUAUUUCAAGACAGGGGGAGAAAAAUCCCAACCCCGACUCAUUUUUGGCUUGUAAACACCUUUUUUUUUCCCAAGAUUGUUUUCUGGGAGAGUGAAUGCAACUGGUUUGUCUUCUGGAAUGUGCUUUUUUUGGGUUUAAUUGGGGUGAAGUUUUGAUGUGGAGCAUCCCAGAACUGUCCUAAGGGUUGGGGGGGGUACGUGGCCAGGGGGAGGCUGAGGCAGCACUUAAAAAGUGCCCAAAAUAGGCAAAUAGUGGAAAAAUCUGCACUCUAUUAUGAAAAGGGAGUGCAGGUCUCCUGUAACCUCCAGAAAUAACCCAGCCUGCUGACUUGGAACCACCCAUGUUAAAACAGAGGUGAAAAAUGUAAACUCUUCUGGGCAGAGCUGUUUGAUUUCUGUGUUCCCAGCUGGGAAAACCCACCGGAGAAGUAUUUAUUAUGAAACUUUAAAUAAAAUGGUUUAAAAACAUACACAUUCCUGUAGACGCUUAAAAAAAAGAGGAAAAAAAAAAUCCAUGUAGACCGGCAUCAAGUUCUUUCCAUAAUUUGCCAUUAAAUUGGUUUAAAUCUCUUCA